Messenger RNA from Thyridium curvatum, 2007 nucleotides. RefSeq lists its product as uncharacterized. Gene Ontology annotation, molecular function: zinc ion binding; transcription cis-regulatory region binding; DNA-binding transcription factor activity, RNA polymerase II-specific. Gene Ontology annotation, cellular component: nucleus. Gene Ontology annotation, biological process: positive regulation of transcription by RNA polymerase II. The transcript has a single exon. The record is from RefSeq and is a predicted model, not a curated record. Bases 1 to 2007 code for a protein of 668 amino acids. Lineage: Eukaryota; Fungi; Ascomycota; Sordariomycetes; Thyridiales; Thyridiaceae.
AUGGUGCGUUCUUCCCCGGCUCAUGUCGAGCGUCCCAGCGAGCUUCCACCGCGUCGCAUGUCCAAGGCCCCAACUGCAUUGCGGAGGAAGACUAAAACUUUCACGGGAUGCUGGACCUGCCGCGCUCGAAGGGUCAAAUGCGAUGAAGCACAUCCCUUUUGCAACAGAUGCACCCAUUCACGGCUCGCCUGUGAAGGUUACGGGGUCCGCCUAGCCUGGAAGGAGGGUCAUGGCAAGGGCUCUGGUUCCACCGGUCCCUUUAGGAAAUUGAUUGAGCUGGAGUCGAACGUUGGCCAAAUCUCACUCGACCACAUGAACAACAUGCUUCGACAUUGCAGCACCGCAACAGCCAGCCAGGAUACUAAAUCAUUCGGACCAUUCUCAGUGUUUAGUAUAUUGUCGAGGCCUCCUGAGCAGACCGUCUCGCUGGACCUGCUUGACCCUCAGCGUUGCCCAGGAGGUCCAGAGCUGGAAUCGCAGACCGAUUUCGGAGACGUUUUUUCGCCGGCGUUCAUUGCGACAUCUUCGAGUAUGGAACAAUCAGACGGCCAAGGGACGCCUGGGCCAUCAUCAUACACCUCUCUAUCGGACUAUCUUGAACAGCCAAACCUUGAUUUCAAUACCAGUACCGAUAUACCGGCGAAUGAGCUUCCAAUGCUCGAUUUGCUUCCGAUGACCGUCUCCACUGUCGACGACCAAGAUUCGAUUCAAAUCCUGCCGCAGCUUCCAGACUCACGAAAUAUCAUAUGGGAUGACCCGUUGCAAGAGGGUGAGCUUAUUAUUGGUUUAGAUUCUCCCGGACACACCAGCGAGUCGACGCGUUUCUCAUCCUUUGGAGACCCAGUUCUUCCCUGCCGUUAUCUCAACACACUCUCUGAUCUGUCCCACACUGAGCAUGGACUCAUCCAUCAUUGGCUGGUCUUCAUGUGCAAGAACAUGGUACCAGUUAAUACGAUAGACAACCCUUACCGGGUUCUCUACCUUCGGCUGGCCUCUGAAGCUCUCACAUCUUUCUCGAGUAGCAAGCUGGCAGUCUUUCACGGCCUGUGUGCGGCAGCUGCUGAAAGUCUCAAUACCCUCCGUGAUCACAAGAAUGACGAUUCAAACCUAUCGCUGACAAAGCACGCAAACGCGGCCUUGAAAAGCUUACAAGAAUUAAUAGCCAGCCCUACGCCAAAGGAUUAUACAUCUAUCCUAGCUGCCAUCAUUAUGUGUAUCCUGAGGGACUCCGUGAUGGGUCAACCCGGCAACUGGCGACUUCACACACAAGCAGCCUUGAAGAUAGUAAAUGAGGCCUUGGCGUCAGGAGUGGAAGCUGCCUCGAGCUUGCACAUCCUGGCCGAGCAAUGCGUCUGUAUUGCCGCGUUUGGCAAUCUCGAAAGCGAGUACGAUCUAGGCGUUUUGGUCGCCCAACUGCCAGAUACCGAGCACUACCUAUACAACCAACACAGUGUUACCAAAUCUCUGCUUGGCUUUGUUACUUUGAUCAACGCAAUAUCGAAAACCGGCCUAGAAGCAAAUCCUGUCACUUUGGAUGGCCUGGAGCUUCGCAUUUAUCUCCAGGCUGCUCCAAUUGUUCAUCUCGACAAGUCAGGCCAGAAGGGCGAUGCCAUCAUUAUCCAACACUAUCACCACGUAUACUAUUACGCUCUUCUCAUUUUCUUUCAGCGUCUGGGACGUCACAGGCCUCCAAGCCAGUUCCAAGACCUCGUGCACGAGGGCUUGGUGCACUUGGAAGCGGCAGAAGAUAUUGCCAUGGAAUCUAAUGGAUGCAUAUUGCUUUGGCCAUGCAUGACGAUCGCUAGCGAGUGUGUUAAGGAGGAUUUAAAGACACGAGCUUUGAAAUGGUUCGAGCGGAAAAAGCGGCAUGGGUUUAACAAUGUGAACACAGCUACCAAGAUCUGUCGUGGGUAUUGGCGUUGGCGGGAUGAGAAUGCUGUUGCCUGUCUGAGUAAGUCAUGGCAGGACUUCGUUGUUGGCACAGAAUAUGAUGUUGUUCCUGUCUAG